AUGACCAUGCCCAUACAAGAAGAGUCCGCAACCCUCUUCUCAAAUCAAUCUCAAACAAUCUUUGUUCUCGACACCCCUCAUUCAAUCGCCCAGGCGCAAACUCUGAGCUCCUAUCAACUACAAUCUUGCGCACCAUCGAGCGGGCCGCCAGAGCCCGCAGCAGGAGAAGAUAACAAGCAUGCACAAAAAAGGUUUCUUCUUUCAAAAACGCCACUCGGGGCCCCAUAUCCAUCGAAAACAGAGCCAAAAUCAGAUUCUGCUCGUGCGAAGGUUCUAGCUCGGAUCCCGGAGAGCGAGCGUGUCUUCCACGCAGCUAUUUCGCCUAUUGUGCAACAUGCUUUGGGGAUCAUUAGGGAACAGCUUGUACCCCUACGGGCCGAAAAGCACUGGUGUCUUCCCCGACACGUCGAAGAGGAUACUCCUAGUGUCUCUGUGAAUGCAGACUCUGGGACGUGUGAUUCGACUUCUGCCUCAACUUCGAAGAAAAGGCCGCGGGCGGACUCGGUGCACCAAUAUGACCUUGCGCAUUGGAACAAGCUUUGCGAUACCUCGUCAUUGGAUGAGUGUGUAUCAGGACUAGGAGCCCCAUUGAUCCUAUCAUCUACUUCUCCCAAUCUCUUUUCCUCGAUGUUGGAAUUAGACACCAUCGUGAAAAAUCCAUCAUGUGAGCCUGCGACUUUAUCAAUCUCGCCAAGGGAUGAGACAGGAGUCUCAGCCUCGACCGAAUACAUCAUUCCACCAAAGUCGAAUUUUAUCAUUGGCAAUCUUCCCUUAUCGACGCCGAUAGAGUGUGUACAACCGCUGGGAGUCAUUCCCGGCAUGCCGGAAGAUCAAAAAUUCAAUCUAUUACUCUUUGACCCGCCCUGGCCAAACAAAUCUGUUCGACGAAGCCGACAUUACCAAACGCAUCCUUACGCGGAGAUGGAUAUUCUUACGCAAAGACUGGCGGAUAUUCUCCACGCCCAUGCAUAUCAAGCGAUAUCGCCUCCAACCAUAACACAAGAACCCAGUCCGACCCAACUCCAAAAUCGAGACUCGAUCGCCGCAAUAUGGAUCACAAAUUCCGAAAAGGCAAGACGCGUAGCUUACAGCAUCCUUUCUACCUCCGGCUUCCAUGUCUCUGAAGAAUGGAUAUGGAUUAAAGUGACAGCUAGAGGGGAACCAAUCUGCCCAGUCGAUGCACUUUGGCGAAAGCCAUAUGAGAUCCUUGUCAUUGGACGCAGAGAUAAUAAUGUGACGAACCAAUCUUCCAUUUCCUCCUCCCACCCCUCCCCUGCAUCAAAUAAUAUAUUCGCGGACGGAGGGGCAUCCUUCGGAACGAACUCGGAACCCGAUUUCCAGACCUUGUCUCCGACUGGCAAAAAUAUUACAAGACGGGUAAUUGCAGCCGUGCCGGACAUUCAUUCGCGUAAACCGAACCUGCGAGAACUUUUUGAGCGAAUUUUCUUCCAGGGAAUGGUUUCUUCCCCGUCUUCUCAGGGUCAGGACUCGGCCCGUGUUUGGCCGUACACUGCGCUAGAGGUGUUUGCGCGUAAUUUGACGGCGGGAUGGUGGGCUUGUGGGAAUGAGGUGCUCAAGUUUAAUGACACGAAAUGUUGGGUUGAUGAAUAA
Molecule: messenger RNA, 1611 nt
Organism: Penicillium manginii
Lineage: Eukaryota; Fungi; Ascomycota; Eurotiomycetes; Eurotiales; Aspergillaceae
Product: MT-A70 family
Exons: 1
Coding region: 1-1611 (536 amino acids)
Cellular component (GO): nucleus; RNA N6-methyladenosine methyltransferase complex
Molecular function (GO): methyltransferase activity
Source: RefSeq, a predicted model, not a curated record